Molecule: messenger RNA, 5814 nt
Organism: Echinococcus granulosus
Lineage: Eukaryota; Metazoa; Platyhelminthes; Cestoda; Cyclophyllidea; Taeniidae
Product: Golgi-specific brefeldin A-resistance guanine nucleotide exchange factor
Exons: 22
Coding region: 1-5814 (1937 amino acids)
Biological process (GO): regulation of ARF protein signal transduction
Molecular function (GO): guanyl-nucleotide exchange factor activity
Source: RefSeq, a predicted model, not a curated record
AUGGUAAAAUCAGAGGUGUCGAUGCUGCUUACUUCAAUGAAGUGUGGCUACCGAUCCAACUUUCGUUUCUCCCAGGACGAUGCCAAAAGGGCUCUUCUUGACAGUUUGACAUCCCUCCGACGCACGUUAAAUGACGCCCCAGAUUUGGACUCUCUCAAUCCUUUAACCUACCUAACUCCUUUCCUCGACGUUAUUCGUUCGGAUGCGACCACCGGUCCAAUCACUGGUCUCGCUUUAACCUCCGUGGAAAAGUUUCUUGCUUACGGCCUUCUCGAAGUUCGUCCAGAUAGCUCUAAUGCCUCGCAAAGCACUAUCGGCAUUGCUAUGGAGACGAUCGCGGACGCCGUGAUUCAAGCCCGUUUCAUCCGAAGUCGUCUAAGUUCAGAUGAGGUGGUAUUGAUGAAGAUCGUUCACCUCCUUCGCACCCUCCUUCUCAUUCCCUCCGGCUGUCUUCUCUCCAACAUGAUGGUCCGUGAGAUCCUCCAAAAUUGUCUUCGAAUCUGUCUGGAAUCGCAAUUGUCGGAACUGCUUCGACGCACUGCGGAACACUUCCUUGCCUCGAUUGUGCAAUUAUUCUUCUCUCGUCUGCCAGCUCUCCUUCUGGCUGCCGAAACUAGUCAUCAGGACGAGGAGGAGGGGGACUUUUGCAUAAGCAACGAAAGACUUUCAAGAAAAGGGAGUAGGAGGUCAACGAUACACGCGGAGACGUCGCUAGAUGGAGGAAACUCCGAGGCUAAUCAGGAGGAAGUUAAAACAGAAGGCUGUCAUCCUGCGACAACGAGACACAGGUCUGCCGAAACAGUACUGGAAGGUGGUCCUGAAGCCCCAAUCUCCACUUCUUUUGACACGUCAGUAAGGCGGCGGCUCGUCAUUCUGUUCCAUCCUCAACGGGAUCUGGUGAUGCGGCAUUGGUAUCCUGAAGAGAUUCAUCACUACAGUCGAGCUGUUGACUCGAAAUACCACCUCUUAACUACGGCGCGUUGCCCCUUUUCCAACAGGCUCAACGAGGAGCCAGUUUGUGCAGCCACGGAGCCUAGAGAUCCUUCGGCAGAUAAAUACCCACUUCGAGACGAGAGUAUUUGCAGUUUGGGUGACCACUUGGUUGCGGAUCGGCAGACACCGACGCCGACAGCAGCAACGUCAGCUGAAGUUCAACCGUUGCCGUCACCUUCGUCACAUUCACCCGUCUCCUUCAGCGUGGAAAUCGGUCAGGAGGCCGAGGAACACCUAGCUGAGGUCGAAGACAUAGAUACCUCCAACGAGCACAUCUGUCGUCCCUACAAUCUCCAAGCCGUACACAACCUCUUUGCUCUUCUCGUGAACCUCCUCAACCCGGAGGAACACCAGGAAGGAGUGAUUAAGGUCUCCCUUAACCUCCUCACCGUGGCAAUGGAGACAGGUGCGGAUUUUUUACAUGCCUGUCCUGCUAUUCUCCGACUGGUGGCCACUGAUAUGACCAAGUACCUCAUGAUGCUGCUUUAUCGCGAACGCAUCCCCCUUUUCGCCGCAACUCUGCGUCUUGCCUUUCUGCUCUUUGAGGCUCUGCGGAUGCAUCUGAAGUUGCAGCUUGAGGUCUACUUUCAACGCCUCAUUGCUCUCAUCUCCUCUGACAACGAGCGUAUCACCUACGAGCAUCGUGAAAUCGCCCUAGACGCUGUUGUCCAACUCUUCCUCCUCCCUGGAUUGGCUGCGGAGAUCUACAUGAACUAUGACUGCGAUCCGUACUGCUCAAAUCUCUUCGAGGAUAUCACAGAGAUGCUCACCAAGAACGCCUAUCCUGUCAACCGGCUUGUGAGCAUCAAUAUCAUUGCUCUAGACGCUCUCCUCGCCGUGAUUGACGCCAUUGACAUCCAGACCGGUGAAAGUGAUGCGGAAGAGGUUGCAGAAAAGACGAUUACGCGGCUGACAGAUUUCAAGCGGUCAAUUGUGCGACCGAACCGACAUUGGAUUCCCUCUUCAGUCAUUCCAACUCACGAGAAUCUGGUAGCGCAGAAGACUCGUAAAAAGCUACUGAUGAGCGGUUCAGAUCGAUUCAAUCUGAAACAGAAGGAUGGAAUCGUGUUUCUGCAGAAGAAUGGUCUCCUUUCCGACCCGCUGGAUCCAGUGCAAAUAGCUGCUUUUCUGGCCGAGAACCCGAGGUUGGAUAAGAAGAUGAUUGGUGAAUACUUAGCCAAUCGUAAAAAUACCGAUAUUUUGGUGGCGUUUGUCCGGCACUUCAACUUCCGAGGCACGCAAAUAGACGAGGCCCUUCGUGCCUACCUUGAGGCCUUUCGCAUUCCCGGCGAGGCCCCACUGAUCCAACACCUCAUGGAGUCCUUCGCCGAGCAAUGGUACGAGGCCAACGAUGCACCCUUCGCCAACGUGGAUGCCGCUUUCACACUAGCCUAUGCGCUAUUGAUGCUUAACACCGAUCAGCACAAUCCCAACUCCCGGCGACAGAAUGUCCCAAUGACCUGUGCAGAUUUUAAACGUAACUUAAAGGGGAUGAACGGGGGCGGGGAGUUUGAUUCAGAGCUGGUGGAGUCUGUAUAUAAGAGCAUUCGGGAGAGGGAGAUUGUGAUGCCGAGUGAACAGACGGGCUCAGUGAGGGAUAAUUACUUGUGGAAGUGCCUGGUCCGGCGCAGCAGCCAGUCGUCCUUUCAGCAUUAUGUGCACCUGCCACCGGGCCAAUUCGAUGCCGACCUCUUCACGAUGCUCUGGGGCUCAACGGUGGCUGCGCUCUCCUUCGUCCUUGACAAGUCGACCGAUGUGGCAUUGCAGGCCAAAACAAUGGCCGGCUUUGUGCGGUGUGCACGCAUUGCAGCGCAUUUUCGUAUGACCCAGGUCUUUGACAACCUCAUCAUCUCGCUCUGCAAAUUCACUCUCCUGCUCAGUCCUAAUGAAACAUCGGAGUCGGUUGGCGUGGCGCUGGGGCGAAGCUCGAAGGCCCAGAUGGCUACUCGUCUAGUCUUUGCACUGGCCGCGACUCACGGGGACAUGUUGAGGGAGGGGUGGCGCUCCAUCCUCCUAGACUGCCUUCUGCGCCUUCUGCAUGCCCACCUCCUCCCACCCGGCCUGGUCCGUCCACCUCACUUCCUAUCCGCCGGCACUUCUUCCGGUUUCUCCGCAGCUAUGGACUCGAGCGAGCAUCUUAAUGAUACCGGCGGUCGUUCCGAUCGCGGUGUAUUGGGCUCAUUAUACCAUUAUCUAACCCUUGGAUCCUCAACCAAUUUGGAGCCACUUUCCUCACCCCCACUUGACACACGCGACGCCCCGCAAAAUCCCUUCGAGGAGCCUUCCACUCCCUCUCAGCCCCGGUGUUUCUCUAAUGCCACGGGUCUCUUUCGGCUCAUGGACGAAUCCGCCAUAUCCGACGCUGCUGCACUUCCCUUCACGUUACCGCAGUCCGUUCACGACGAUGAUUUCGCCGCCAUCCAGGCUGCCAAGACAACCGUAGAAGCCUGUCAAAUAGACGCCCUUUUCGAGGAGUCUAAGUUCCUCAUGCUGGAAUCGUUGCAGGAGCUCAUUAAGGCUCUUCUCUAUGGGUUGACUAAUGAUGGUAGGGGUACUGACGCCUGCGAAUCCGUUGUUCCAGAUACUGUGGGAGGUGAACGAAGUCAGAUCUUCUGUUUGGAGCUGCUUUUACAAGUGCUCCUCUACAACAGGGAUCGGAUUGACCAACUCUGGCUCAUGGUCCGAGGGGAUUUGGUGGCGAUUCUGAGGAGCGCUCGAGAACCGACUGCCCUAGUAGAAUGCGUGGUGGCUGGAAUGCUGAGAUUGGCUCUGCAGUUAUUGCGUCGACAGCAGGACUUGGCAACACAGAUUUUUGCUUGCUUGCUCACCAUUCUUAAAGAACGCGGCGCCUACCUUCUCCGUCCCCCCUCCUCCCCCUCUCGGUCUACCACCCUUACCUCUUCCACCGCUACUGCUACCAGUGUCACCCCCGGCAGCCGUCGUCUGCUACACCGCCAUCGCUCUUCCGAAUUCACGAAAGCGGCAAUCGACGACGGAGGCAGCAGUUCCGUGGCCCGACAAGUGGUGUGGGGAGUUGACGCGCUACUAUCAGAGGAGGGCGGAGCGAUGGCGGUGGAGGUGCCCUCGCCACAAGACUGGCAACUCAUUCUCGGACUACUCGAGGUGUGCGGUGCGGGAGCCUUUCCAAUUACUCCAGCGGAGUUAGAAGGACAAGCGUGGGAUCAUCGACAGGGACAGCAUCAGGAGGAGCCGAGGGGAAUGCGGAGAGAGGAUAUGUAUUCCAGCCUCCAGAACGUGACAGCCGAUGCUGGAGCCGAGGUCUCACGCGAUUUUGCCAGUGACAGCGAAAGCUGCGAUGUCAAAGUGGAGGCCCUUCGGCAACAUCCACCAACCAGCCUCAAUGGAGGCGUCGGGGCAGGAGUUGAGUCCUGGGUGCUUGUCAAUGUUGUGGAUAGGCCGGAGACGACAGAAGCCGAAAAGGGGAGAGGAGUUGCAAACGAGGAUGCCAAGAAGGAAAAAGCUGUCAGUGGAGGAGAUCUAGUUCCCUCUUCACGACUCCGUCUACCCAUCGUAAUUGUCUUCCAGGACUGGUUUGCUCUCGAAAAGGCCUGCGGUUCCAUCGCCUUUGUCGUCCGCGAUCCAGCUCACAUCACUCCAAACAAUAUUGAGUACUGCGUCCACACCCUGCGAGUGUUUAUUGAAGCGGUUUUGACACCACCGAAGCCAUCCAUCAUACGCAAGACGUUGGCCAACGGCACAAACGAGCGUGUCUCACCGCCUCCCUUCGAUUUUUCCGAGGGUCGACCUCCAGAGCCGUUCACCAGUGGAAUCGCCCUUCAGCUUCUCGACCUCGCGUAUACCCUCUUCAGUCGCGCACCCUCUAUCUAUGCAGAGUGGACAAAACCGACGGAAGUAGAAGAUGGCAGGGAGGUGGAGUCAACGGGAGACAUGAUAGAUGCAAGUAUUGACUGUCUCUGGCCCUCCUGUUGGCGAGCCUUACUGCAGGCCAUUGCGCGUCUCUGUGUGGAUGCCAGACGCGAUGUUCGUGCUGAUGCUCUCGCGUUCCUUCAACGCGCUCUUCUCUCCCCCAUCCUGCAUCUGUUGACGGGUGGUACGUCAGCCGCUUUCACCACUGCUACUGGUGUCGGCGUUGCCAACCGAGUAGGUCGUGAUUCUGGAAGUCAAGGCAACCUCUCCACCGUUGGUUUCUUUUCCAACAUCUUUGGUGGAGGCAGCGGCAACAGCGGAGGGGUCGAGUCGGCUCCAACAGUUCCCAUGGUGCCCGGGGCGCUUGCUGAAUACACAGAUCCUCGAAUGCGUGCUAUUCCAUUGUUGACAAAGGUCUUUCUUCAACAUCUCAAUCCGCUUUACGCGCUAGAAGCCUUUCCACAGCUAUGGGAACGUAUGUUGACCUACAUGGAGAGGUAUAUCAAGGCCAAUAUCUCUGACUCUUUGAAUGACGCGGUUCGCGAGUCGUUAAAGAACCUCCUACUGGUUCUCUACACCGGCACGCAGGACACCGCGCCAAUUUUGGUGCGAGACGCGCCGGAGGGUUCUAGAGAGGCGCUGUUGUGGUUCCAAACAUAUACCCACUUGGAGAGAUUUAUGCCAAAUCUGAUGGACCAACUAUUCCCACCACCACCCCCACCCCCACCGCCACCGGAAGCAGUGGCAGGAACAACGGCAGCAGCAGUAGCAGGAGUACCUACUCCUGGGGUUGCCGAGUCUGCUCCACCAUCAAAUCCGACAUCUCUAUCGACUGAGGUCAAAUCGUCCGAACAGGCAAUCCCGCCCACCGAAGCUCCCCACUAUCCAACCGGCGAAGUUCGGAUCCAGCUGCCCAUGGAGGAGAGCGAUUAA